Molecule: messenger RNA, 900 nt
Organism: Suillus paluster
Lineage: Eukaryota; Fungi; Basidiomycota; Agaricomycetes; Boletales; Suillaceae
Exons: 4
Coding region: 42-896 (284 amino acids)
Biological process (GO): tRNA wobble uridine modification
Cellular component (GO): cytoplasm; nucleus
Molecular function (GO): tRNA binding; S-adenosylmethionine-dependent methyltransferase activity
Source: RefSeq, a predicted model, not a curated record
UCCAUGUCGUACCCAUACCACGACGAUAAUCCAUAGGUGACAUGAAACCCGUAAAAAGCGUCACGAUUAUCGACGAUCCCCAAGUACAUGAAGACCAACAUGUCCAUGCCCCUUGGCCGAUCAUAGCCAAAUUUCUUUCCGACCUCCCAACUGGCUGGAUUGGCCUGGAUUCGGGAACGGGGAACGGGAAAUAUCUUCCUCUACCUGCAGAUCGCCCCGGUAGUAUACUAACAAUCGGUCUCGAUCGGAGUCGCAACUUGCUCCAGAUCGCUCGACAUGCCGGGAGUGAACCUGGUAUUCUGAUCACUCGGGAGGUUGUUUGGGGUGAUGUCCUUGGGAGCGGUUGGAGAUCGGGCAUGUUCGACUAUGCCAUAUCUAUAGCUACGAUCCACCACCUGGCAUCGCAUGACCGUCGAAAGCUUGCCGUUCAGCGUCUUUUACAGGUUGUCUCUCCAGUCCAUGGACGCAUGAUGAUCUAUGUGUGGGCCAUUGAGCAGGAUGAGCUAUCCAAACGGUCAAUCCCAGCCAGUGACACCGACGGAUUGGAUCACUACCCUACGGCUGGCGAAGAUGUCUUUGUGCCCUGGGUAAUGUCUCAGCAGCAGCACACCGCGAAAGGGAAAUUCAAAGGCGAUGUCACGUCCUCAGCUAUAUCGAAGCAAGACGCAUCAGCUGUUCCAACGUUAGCCGUGGAGACUCCCGUGUACAACAGAUACUAUCAUAUGUUUGCGAAAGGCGAACUCAAACAGCUUGCGGUUCAAGCAGCUGAAGAGCUUGGACUCAUCGUUGGACCGCAGGAGACUGCAUAUACUAAGGGGUGCAGAGGUGUUGAGAUUAUCCAGGAAGGGUGGGAACGGUCAAAUUAUUAUGUCGAGUUGCGGUGCUGGGUAUCUUGAAUGU